This is a messenger RNA of Mauremys mutica (yellowpond turtle), 1136 nucleotides long. Its product is annotated as dual specificity protein phosphatase 14-like. Gene Ontology annotation, molecular function: MAP kinase tyrosine/serine/threonine phosphatase activity. The transcript has 3 exons. The record is from RefSeq and is a predicted model, not a curated record. Bases 372 to 1007 code for a protein of 211 amino acids. Gene Ontology annotation, biological process: protein dephosphorylation. Lineage: Eukaryota; Metazoa; Chordata; Testudines; Geoemydidae.
AUAAACACCACCUUGACAGAGCCUGCAGGUGGUGCAGCAGGGGGGCCUCCCUGGGACUUGUGCCACGGGGGGCGUGUCUGAAUCGGGCCUUCCUGAGGGGCGGGGCCCCGUGGCUCAGGAGUGUUUUGCAGACGUGGCCACCCUGGGCACUCAGGUGGCAGGAUCCUGUUCCUCCAGGAGGCGGGACAGUGCAAGGGUGUGUGAACCCUGGCAUUCUGCCAGAAGAGCCGGGGCCGGGGGGGCCCAGCGUAUAUAGGGCCCUGGGCCGGAGCGAAGGCCCCAGCGCUGGGCCGGCCUGGGGAGCCAGGAGCACCCCCUCUUCCUUCCCCAGAGCCCAGCGGAGUGGAGCAGGCACCUGCCAGCCGGCCCCCAUGUACGCCGACGCCUCCACCAUGAACUUCCGGACCCCCGGCUUCUUCCGGCGCAGCGCCCCCCCCGCGGCGAAGCCGGCCCCCGGGGCCCCCCCGGCCUCAGCGCUGGGGGGCAUCGCCCAGAUCUCGCCCUGCCUCUACCUGUGCAGCGGCAACGCGGCCGCCAACCGGCAGCUGGUGGCGGCCCGGGCCGUGACCUGCGUGGUGAACGCCACCCUGGAGAUCCCCAACGCCAACUGGCCCGACAUCGAGUACGUCAAGGUGCCGGUGCCCGACCUGCCCCACGCGCCCCUGGGCCUCUACUUCGACUCGGUGGCCGACCGCAUCCACCAGACGGGCAAGCGCAACGGGCGCACCCUGGUGCACUGCGUGGCGGGCGUGAGCCGCUCGGCCUCGCUCUGCAUCGCCUACCUCAUGAAGUACCAUCGCCUCAGCCUGCUGGACGCCCACCAGUGGGUGCGGAGCCGGCGGCCCGUGGUGCGGCCCAACGCCGGCUUCUGGCGCCAGCUCAUCGAGUACGAGCGGCGGCUCUUCGGCAAGACCACGGUGCACAUGGUGCCCUCGCCCCUCGGGCCCCUGCCCGACGUCUACGAGCCGGAGACCCGCGGCCUGGUGCCCCUCUGGAGCUGCAGAUAGGGGGCCCCGCUCGGCGCCCAGCCGGGGCAGACCCCACGCCAGGGGGCGCCAGAGACGCUAUUUGCCCCUGGAGGAGGGAUUCGGGGGCAGCUGCCCCACCCUGGGACCGGCACGGCGGGGGGGGGCACA